Molecule: messenger RNA, 1048 nt
Organism: Gopherus flavomarginatus (Mexican gopher tortoise)
Lineage: Eukaryota; Metazoa; Chordata; Testudines; Testudinidae
Exons: 3
Coding region: 80-1048 (322 amino acids)
Source: RefSeq, a predicted model, not a curated record
UCCUGAGAAUAGGAAAAGAGCUCCAGCGUGGAACACACAGGAGUUAUUGGAUCUGAUCGCUGUAUGGGGAGAAGAUUCUAUGCUAUCAGAACUGCGUUCCAGUAGACGAAAUGAGAAAACUUUUGAAAAGAUUUCUAAUGCCAUGAGGCAGAGAGGCCAUAGCAGGGACUCGGUGCAGUGCAGAGUUAAAGUGAAGGAGCUCAGACAAGCGUACCAGAAAACCAAAGCAGCAAAUGGCAGAUCCGGAUCUGGGCCAAAAACAUGCCGCUUCUACGCGGAGCUGCAUGCAAUUUUAGGUGGCUGCGCCACGACAAGCCCCCCCUUGUCUGUGGAUUCAGAGGUGGGGGUAGUAAUCUCAGCCAUUGCUGAUGAUUCUGCAGAUGGCGAAGAUGUGGAGGAGGAAGAGGAGGACGAGAUGGCAGAGACCACACAGCACUCCAUUCUCCCCAACAGCCAGGAGGUUUUCCUCACCCAGACAGAAUUACCAUCGCAGCCCUCCCAAGCCACUAGCACAGACAAUGAAGCCAUGGAAGUGACCUCUGCUGCACAUUUUUCAAGCCUCCCUACCCCAGUCCGACGGAUAGGUCAGAUAAGGAGAAUAAGGAAGAAGAGGACACGGGAGGAGAUGUUCACAGAAAUAAUGGCAGUAACCCGCAGUGAAAGAGCUCAUCUGGGGGAGUGGAAAGACGUGGUCGCAAAGUACAGGAAUGCUGCCAGUGAACGUGAGGACAGGAGGGACCAACGUGAGGACAGGAGGGACGCUCGAGAUGAGAUGUGGCGGCAGGAAGAUCAGAGGUGUAGGCAGGAAGAUCAGCGGUGGCGGGAUGCAACGCUGGAGCUGCUGCGCGAUCAAAUUGACAUCCUCCGAAGUCUGGUGGAAGAGCUGUGGGGUUACAGAGAGACCAUCAAAAGGAACAGAAGAAUAAUAACAAGGAAAGACCUGGAAGAAGAAGAAGAACUCAGCUCUAAGACACAGCCUAAGAUCAAAGGUGCUAAGAAUCUGCUGGAUGACCAUGAUAUGCAGCAACCAGAAUCCAGACUAGACUGA